GCGAAAUUCAGUGUCACGUGAUGGUCGCGUUGAGGACGUGUCAGCUCCGCUUGAAAUGUGAGAAAUAAUUGUACCGAGUACAUCCAUCAUCAUCCAUUUUCACAGCCUGUGUAGACCCCUCCCCGUGAUAUCCCCUGCCAUCCCGCCCACAGCCGCACACGUCGAUAUUUAAUCAUCUUGGUUUAAGACACCGCCAGAAGUCUUUUUUACGCGUGAGUACUCGUUUUGUCGAGUACAAUAUGUAUAGCGCUUAAAAGUGACAAUCGAUACACAUAGCCUAGCAGUCACCUGCCAUGUCAGACACGCGACCCACUCUAAGCACCUCGCUUUCAUUUACUGGCACAUCAUCUACGAACGCAACUCGCGCUCCAAAGCGACGUUUGACGUCUACUUCAGACCUUCCUUUUUUCACGCCUGCCGCCACAUCAUUUAAGCCAAAGCCCUAUACACCAAAUGGCUCUUCGGUUCCCGUCCCGCCCCCGCCCAAAUUGCAAUCUGCUGUACGGACGCAUUCAGCGUCAUCUCUAGUUCAACAUAUGCCAAUGAUGGAUCCCUCCCCGUCUGACCCGAAUAUCGUUUUUCUUCAUCCGCCGUUCGUUGCCUUUCCAAACGCUCACCUGUAUCCGGAAGGCCUCUCCUACUCUUUGAUGGCUGCGAAUCCGGAUUGGUUCUUGGAACAGAACGAUUUUGUCAACGGUUCAUCAAACAAUCCAGAUGCAAUUCCUUAUCCUCCGCAGCUCGAACCGCCCAGAGGAUGGUGCCCAGCCAAGAAAAAGGAUCUCAAGGCUUUGGGUCCUGAUGGCUGGCCCGAAGGGGAAGAGCCAAGGCUGCGUUGCACGUUCUGCAGGAGAACGUACGCAGGGGUCAAUGCAAAGAGCAUGUGGAGGCGACAUGUGUAUGAGAAACACAAGAUUGCCAUGUCGAAUCGUCGUGAGGGACAUGAUCGCACACGUGGUGGCCGCGGAUCUGGCAGGGAACGAAAUAACCAUCACGACAAGGAAAAUUAUACAGAUGAUCGUCGAGGCUCCAGGGGACCAGACUACAAAUCCAGGAAGUCAGCAACCGGAGGGUCAACCUUGUCCUCAAGGAAUAGCGUAACACCUACCCCAGACCCAGAGGAUGAUGAUGAUGAUGCAGAUGAUGAUGAUUAUCAUAUGCCCUCUGCGCCUUUCAUUAAACAGAAUGAGUUCCCUGCCCUUUCGUCUCCUCCUGUCCUCAAGCACGCAAGGCCGUUGGACGAGGAGGUCACUCUGACAGAUUCCUAUGAUUCGCGGGCAAGUCAAGCUGAUGAUACGAAUGCGUCUCCAAAAACAUCAAGCUUUGUCGUUCCCAUGUCUCCUUACGACCCAACAUUGACACCAUCGUUCCGCCACUCUCCACCGCGCCUUCCUUCAGACCAGCCCUGGCGCUUCCCGAGUCCCAGCCACCCCCUACAUUCGGGGGCGAGGGAAUUUUGCCUAUCUAUGCUCGCUCGUGCCACUCCUGCUACGAAAGGUUCCUCCGCCAUUGACUCAAGUUCCCCAAGCACUGGUACGACGAGCGUCAUGAAUACCCCAUGCAGUACUACAUUCCGCGGAAAAACGUUUGGCGACCUUAGCAGCAUAUUCACCGAAGGAAGCUCUCCUAUCAUCUUCAGACCUUCACCACGCCACCUUUUUUCUGAUAGUCGUUCACCAGUGCCAGUUUUUGCUCGCCUUGACUUCCGCAAACGCUUGAAUGACUCUCCGCUCGGUGGUGGUUUACGUCGCAAGAGUCAUGACCGAAAAAAAACUGCUAUGAGCAACUCCUUUGACUUGCAGGGCGGCUGGCUUUCUGACAACUCGCUCUCAUCUUCGGUGAGCAGCUUGAGCAGUGGAGCAAUACCAAGUCCUACCCGCCUAACCAGCGAUGAUCCCUUUGGGAGCCCAUUCAAGCCGCUUGAGUCUAAUUUGCGACACCCGCCCGAAAAGAGGAUCAUAUCACCACCUCGAUCUAGUCCAGACGCGGAAAGCCCAGUGAUGAGACAUUUCCGUCUACCGGACAAGGGAAUGUCAAAAUCCAAUGACGACGGCCUCAUUGGUCUAGGCAUUGGGCUGAUGGCACCAUUUGAUCUUUCUACCUCCCAUGUUUCUCAUCGCGAAGCAGAGGAGAAUGAUGAAGCGGAAGUUGAGGGAGUGUUGAUGGAUGUCUCUGAUGAUUUGGCACCACCAUCAAAGAAACGCAGGGUGACAUUUGGUUAGCCUGAGUAAUCUUGUUUGUUCCACCAGUUUUCGAUCCGCUUUGCCUUUGUAUGUCGUUAUCUGAAUGGUUUUCGCUAUUUAUCAGCUCCAGAAUUUCUCAUUUGGCUUUGGCAAUUGUUUCAGACCUGUACACCCGUGUUUUGAUGCACACCCUACCUUACUUGUAUACUGUUUUACCUUGACAUGUAUUUGUUUCCGAGGCCGGUUCUAAAGAACGAAACCCAAAGCUAGGGUUUCCUAUUGGCCGGAUUGUCUCGGGAGCGGAAUAUCAAAUAUAAUUGCUAUUAAUAUUGGCCAA
Messenger RNA from Suillus clintonianus, 2517 nucleotides. RefSeq lists its product as uncharacterized. The coding region runs from base 294 to 2219 and encodes 641 amino acids. Lineage: Eukaryota; Fungi; Basidiomycota; Agaricomycetes; Boletales; Suillaceae. The record is from RefSeq and is a predicted model, not a curated record. The transcript is spliced from 2 exons.